Verticillium nonalfalfae is the source of this 1050-nucleotide messenger RNA. It is a transcript of the gene NUC1, whose product is annotated as nuclease. Gene Ontology annotation, cellular component: nucleus; mitochondrial inner membrane. Gene Ontology annotation, biological process: apoptotic DNA fragmentation. Lineage: Eukaryota; Fungi; Ascomycota; Sordariomycetes; Glomerellales; Plectosphaerellaceae. The transcript has a single exon. Bases 1 to 1050 code for a protein of 349 amino acids. Gene Ontology annotation, molecular function: RNA endonuclease activity; nucleic acid binding; metal ion binding. The record is from RefSeq and is a predicted model, not a curated record.
AUGUCGAAAACCGCCUCCAUUGCCCUCGUCGCUGCCCUCGGCGCUGGAAGUGGCGCCGCUCUCACCGCAACCAUGUACUCUCUCCGCUCGUCCAAGCAGCCCGAGGCCACCCUCCAUGUCCCGACACACCUGGCCGCCGCGCCGACUGUGCCUGUGCCCGCCUCGCAAAUCUUCACCAACCCACCACCACCACCACCACCCGCCGCCGCCGCGGGGCCACACGCGAACCUCCCCGUCCUCAAGCCUGUCGACCCCGCCGGCUGGUUCGAGUAUGGCUUCCCCGGCCCCCACGCCGACAUAUCCUCGCGCGCCUCCCUCGUGAGCGCCUACGACCGCCGCACACGCAACCCCCACUGGGUCGUCGAGCACAUCACGCCGGCCUCGCUCGCCGCCCGCGACGCCGACCGCAAGCACUCGGUCUUCCUCGAGGACCCCCAGGUGCCCGGCAAGUUCCAGGCCAAGCUCAAGGACUACUUCCGCUCGGGCUACGACCGCGGCCACCAGGUCCCCGCCGCCGACGCAAAGUGGUCCCAGGCGGCCAUGGACGACACGUUCUACCUCACCAACAUGUGCCCCCAGGUCGGCGACGGCUUCAACCGCGACUACUGGGCCCACUUUGAGGACUUCUGCCGCCGCCUCACCCAGCGCUACCCCAGCGUCCGCGUCGCCACGGGGCCCCUCUACCUGCCCAAGCGCGACCCCGUCGACGGCAAGUGGUACACGCGCUACGAGGUCAUCGGCAGCCCCCCGAGCGUCGCCGUCCCCACCCACUUUUACAAGGUCAUCCUCGCCGAGGACGGCAGGCCCGGCGGCAACGUCGCCGUCGGCGCCUUUGUCCUGCCCAACGCCCCCAUCCCCAACGACAAGCCCCUCGCCGACUUUGAGAUGCCCCUCGAGGCCGUCGAGCGCGCCACCGGCCUCGAGUUCGCUCCCAAGCUGCCCGUCCAGCGCCGCAGGCGCCUGUGCGCCGACGCCAGCUGCGCCAUUGUCGUCAAGGACUACAGCGACAGGCAGAAGCAGCUCGGCGGCAAGGGAGCGCCGCGGUCGUAG